Glycine soja is the source of this 2658-nucleotide messenger RNA. Its product is annotated as probable metal-nicotianamine transporter YSL7. The record is from RefSeq and is a predicted model, not a curated record. The transcript is spliced from 6 exons. Gene Ontology annotation, molecular function: oligopeptide transmembrane transporter activity. Gene Ontology annotation, cellular component: membrane. Bases 297 to 2408 code for a protein of 703 amino acids. NCBI's taxonomy places the organism in Eukaryota, Viridiplantae, Streptophyta, Magnoliopsida, Fabales, Fabaceae.
AGUUCUAGCAAAGUUGUAACUUUACAUUGGCCUAUUCUCUCUCUCUCUCUCUUCCACUAGCUGGUGAUAUUGAUGUCCAUGGUUCCAUCCAUAAAUACUACUAAGUGAACCACCAUGCAGAUUACAACUCCACCCUUGGAAUAAAAGGUGAAAAAAAAGACACCACCAACUUUAACCUAAGACAACAUAGUAGUAUCUAGGAAGUUUCACCAUCCUUGGAGAUUCCGAACACUCACAUCAAAAUUCGUGGGAGAUCUCAACCACUCCACUUUUCCAAGAGGAGGAAGUGAGAAAUCAUGGCUCUAAAUGGAAGUGGGGAUAGAGUAGCGGUGGAUAAUGGUUUUGAAUCCAUUGAUGAUGCAUAUGAUGAUCAUGAACACAAACUGAGCCAAAAGGGUAGCAUCAAGCUCAAGGAGGAAGAGGUUUCUGUGGAGAGGGUGUUCCAGCACCUUCUGGUGCCAUCAUGGAGGAACCAAUUAACAGUGAGAGCCUUUGUGGUCAGCUUUGCACUCAGCAUACUCUUCAGCUUCAUUGUGAUGAAGCUCAACCUCACCACUGGUAUUAUUCCUUCGCUCAAUGUCUCUGCUGGCCUUCUGGGGUUCUUCUUUGUAAAGACAUGGACCAAGUUCUUGGAGAAAUCUAACAUGUUGAGGCAACCCUUCACAAGGCAAGAGAAUACUGUCAUCCAAACCUGUGUUGUAGCAUCCUCUGGCAUAGCCUUUAGCGGAGGGUUUGGAAGUUACCUCUUUGGAAUGAGUGAAGAAAUAGCCAAGCAAUCUUCAGACACUGGUCAUUUUAAGGACCCAAAAUUAGGGUGGAUAAUAGGUUUUCUCUUUGUUGUUAGCUUUCUUGGCCUAUUCUCAGUUGUACCUCUACGAAAGAUUAUGGUCAUUGACUUCAAAUUGACAUAUCCAAGUGGUACUGCAACUGCACAUCUCAUCAACAGCUUCCACACUCCUCAAGGAGCCAAACUAGCGAAGAAGCAAGUGAAAAUGUUAGGAAAAUUCUUCAGUUUCAGUUUUUUAUGGGGCUUCUUUCAAUGGUUCUACACAGCUACUGACCAGUGUGGAUUUCAAGCCUUCCCUUCAUUGGGGCUUAAAGCAUAUAAUAACAAGUUCUUUUUUGAUUUUGCUGCAAUCUAUGUUGGAGUGGGAAUGAUAUGCCCAUAUAUCAUAAAUAUAUCAGUGCUUCUUGGAGGAAUUCUUUCUUGGGGAAUAAUGUGGCCUCUCAUAAAAACCAAAGAGGGUGAUUGGUAUGAUAAGGGCCUAGGUGAAGGCAACCUUCAUGGCAUCCAAGGUUAUAGGGUAUUUAUAGCCAUUGCCUUGAUACUAGGAGAUGGUUUAUACAACUUCAUAAAGGUGCUUACUCAUACCCUUUGGGGAUUGUAUCAUCAAGUCCGGGUAAAACAAAGGGAGAAUGCCCUUCCUGUUGCAGAUCAAGACUCCCCCUCAAACCCUCACCUAUCUUAUGAUGACCAGCGCCGCACCCAACUCUUCCUUAAAGAUCAAAUUCCCACAUGGUUUGCAAUUGCAGGUUAUGUUGCUAUUGCUGCCAUCUCUACCGCCACUCUGCCACACAUCUUCCCCCAACUAAAAUGGUAUUACAUUAUUGUCAUCUACCUAAUUGCUCCCACCUUGGCAUUUUGCAAUGCUUAUGGUUGUGGGCUAACAGAUUGGUCCCUUGCAUCCACCUAUGGAAAGCUCGCCAUCUUCACAAUUGGAGCAUGGGCCGGUUCAUCACACGGUGGAGUUCUUGCUGGGCUAGCAGCAUGUGGAGUGAUGAUGAACAUUGUUUCCACGGCCUCAGACCUGAUGCAGGAUUUUAAGACCGGCUACCUUACUCUGGCUUCACCACGCUCCAUGUUUGUGAGCCAAAUAAUUGGCACAACAAUGGGUUGUGUAAUUUCUCCUUCUGUGUUUUGGAUUUUCUACAAAGCUUUUCCCGAUCUUGGGAGAAGUACAAGUGAAUAUCCUGCUCCAUAUGCAAUUAUAUACCGUAACAUGGCCAUAUUGGGGGUACAAGGUUUUGGCAAUCUACCAAAAAACUGCCUCUUACUUUGUUACAUAUUCUUCGCUGCUGCCGUCGCAAUAAACUUGAUUAAAGAUUUCAUUGGAAACAAAGGGAGGUUCAUACCACUUCCAAUGGCCAUGGCAAUACCUUUCUACAUAGGGCCAUACUUUGCCAUUGACAUGUGUGUUGGAAGUCUGAUAUUGUAUGUGUGGGAGAGGAUUAACAAGGCUAAGGCAGAUGCUUUCGCACCAGCUGUAGCUUCUGGUUUGAUAUGCGGGGAUGGAAUAUGGACUCUUCCUGCUUCAAUUCUUGCUCUUGCUGGUGUUAAGCCACCAAUUUGUAUGAAGUUCUUGUCAAGAGCAGCAAAUGCGAGGGUCGAUACUUUCUUAGGGAAUUAAGGACAAGUUUGAAAAUUGGACUUGGUUUUAAACUUUUGCAGCCGUAGUUGAACAAAACAACAUAGAAGGAAAAACUAUUGUGUAUUAUAUAUCAGAAAGAAAGUAUAUGUUUUACAUGUUUAGAUUGCAUUGUGUGUAAUCUGGGGAUCCCAAAAUAUGUUCAUUUCAAAUAUGCUUCCUCUGAUCAUGCCAUAACUUUUUUAUGUAUUGCCAGUUUUAAAUUUCAGUUACAGUUGCAAUUUUAUCACGA